AUGUCGAUGCUGCAGGGGCCUCCGGGCGUCCCUGGUGACUUCUAUCCCCCGAUCGACAGAGCCGAUGCCCUGCAUGCGGCUGUGCUUCUGGUGCUGCUACCAGGCUCACUGGGAGUUACCCUUGCAGCUGGCCUCCGCUUCUGCUCUGGGCAAGACGAGUCGAACAAAAGGGAUUUCGGCAGGUUGCUGUGCGCCUACGGCACGUUGCUGGCAGGGGCCAUGCUGCAACCGGUGGUGUGGGCUGUGGCCCUUUACCUGCCCACCCCCUGGACAAACGGCCUGGCUGUAGGGCUGCAAGCAGCUAACGUCACGUUUGUGGUCUUUGUACCCCCUUACUUCUUCUACGUCUUCCUCCAGGUGUGUCUUGUUCGCGGACACACUGCAGAGCCCUGGUUCGCACGAGUUCUGCGGGCGGUUUGUGCUUUGAGUGCUGCGCUUCUCUUACUUUUCGUAACCUUAGCAGCACUUUGCGGAGCUGCUCCCGGCCUCACUUGGUCAGUUCUCUGCUCGGGGGACUUGGAUUUCCUUCUGGAGCAGUUGCGGCGACACACCGGCGCCACGGAGAACGAGCUCUGUGCGCGGCACUUUGCCAACCGCAGCAUUUUGGAGUGCGAGAGCAUCUCCAGAAGUGACGUCGUCACCGAAGAGACCGGGCCGGCUUGCUUCGCAUGGUGUCGCGUGGCCGACUGCUUCCUUCCCAUGUUUCCUUUUCUACCGGGAUAUUGCCUCAAGUCCGAGAUCUGGCAAGCCGUUCAGGUCGGUGGACCUGGCUGGCUGCUGCCGUCCCUUGCGGCCUUCGCCUAUGGCUGCAUCGGCUGGUACCGGCUCUUUUCCGCCUGGCAGGGUUUCCCCAAAACGCCGAAGAACGGCUACAAGGCAGCUUCUGGGAGCGACGGCAAGGAGGUCGCGCUCUGCUCCGGGCCGAGGGCAGGAGGCUUCUGCCCAGAGGGACCCUACCACGCCCCGGACUUCCCCGAUCUUUUGGAGAUGCUCUGCAAGAGUCUAAGCGAGAACGACUUGCAAGCCGAGCGCUGGAGUAUGAAGCUUGCUCUGGCUGUGGCCA
Molecule: messenger RNA, 1063 nt
Organism: Symbiodinium sp. CCMP2592
Lineage: Eukaryota; Dinophyceae; Suessiales; Symbiodiniaceae
Source: the annotation of a GenBank genome assembly